UACAUAUACCCGCCCUCUCCUUCACGCUUCCCACUCCUUGGCCGUCACAAGAACCUCCCCGGCGCGCCCGAUCCUCGCCCCCAUUGCCCGUCCGCCUCCUCCUCGGCCGGAGGAGCGACAUGAGGCGCCGCACGGUGAUCGCCGCGACCAUCGUGGCCCUGCUCCUGGUGGCAUGCACCGCGGCGGCGGCGGCCGCCGCGCUGACGAUCUCCAAGAAAAACCAGCACCGGCCGGCGUCGGAGUCCUCCGGCGGCGCGUGCGACAUGUUCGCGGGGGCCUGGGUGGCGGACGAGUCGUACCCACUCUACGACUCGGCGAGCUGCCCCUUCGUCCGCGGCGAGUUCGACUGCCGCCGGUUCAGCCGCCCCGACAAGCAGUACCUCAAGUACCGGUGGCAGCCCAGCCCGCCCUGCUCCCCGCCCAGGUUCGACGGGCUGGCGCUGCUGCGGAUGUGGGGCGGCAAGAAGGUGAUGUUCGUGGGCGACUCGCUGGCGCUGAACCAGUACGAGUCGCUGCUGUGCAUGAUCCACGCCGCGGCGCCCGACGCCCGGGCCACCGUCUCGCCGCGGUCCGGGAGGGUCGACCCGGCGACCACCGUCACGUUCGAUGAGUACAACGUGACGCUGGUGUACUACCUGUCGCACUACCUGGUGGACAUCGUGAGCGAGAAGGCCGGCCGCGUGCUCAAGCUCGACAAGAUCGACGAGGGCCGCAACUGGCUCGGCGCCGACGUGCUCGUCUUCGACUCCUGGCACUGGUGGCCGCGCUCCGGCAAGGAUCAGCCCUGGGACUAUAUCCAGGAGGGCAGCCAGGUGGCCAAGGACAUGGACCGGACGGUGGCCUUCACCAAGGCGCUCAACACCUGGGCCGGAUGGGUGGACGCCAACCUUGUCCAGACCAGCGCCAAAGUAUUCUUCCAGGGCAUCUCUCCCUCUCACUACAGGGGGCAAGAAUGGGGCGCGUCGCCGAGGAAGUCGUGCGCCGGCGAGACGGAGCCGCUGAACAGCACCGGGGGGCCGUACCCCGGCGGGCCGAUCCCGCAGCAGGCGGUGAUCAGGAACGCCCUCGCCCGCAUGGCCAAGCCGGUGUACCUGCUGGACUUCACCUACCUGUCGCAGCUGAGGAAGGACGCGCACCCGGGCAAGUACGGCGGCAUGUUCGGCCAGGACUGCACCCACUGGUGCAUCGCCGGCCUGCCGGACACCUGGAACAUCCUCUUCUACGCCGCUCUCACCGGCCAAGAUGCUUGAAUUCGUUCCGACAUGUGCAGAAUAUAGGUCAAUAAGCAAACCAUAUUUGAAGAUAGCACAUUCCCUUGGUUUAUAUGGUUGGGAGGAUACUUUCCUUUUACUGCAAAACAAAGACGUAGAGGGUUAUCACGGUCAAAACAAAAAUAGAUAUAGCAGGGUGUCAGUAGUCAAGGAGGGCAUGAUUGUUAAGUGAUUUGUACUUAUAUAAAAAUGUAGAUUGUUUUGGCAAAUCCCACAUUUGGGAUUCUUGUAGAGUUUUCGGGGCAAGGUA
Messenger RNA from Aegilops tauschii subsp. strangulata, 1521 nucleotides. RefSeq names its product protein trichome birefringence-like 38. Gene Ontology annotation, molecular function: O-acetyltransferase activity. Gene Ontology annotation, cellular component: Golgi apparatus. The record is from RefSeq and is a predicted model, not a curated record. NCBI's taxonomy places the organism in Eukaryota, Viridiplantae, Streptophyta, Magnoliopsida, Poales, Poaceae.